UCGAUAACUAUAAAUAAUUUUGAAUCGAUUACAGCAGCCGGUGUUUUGUUUACAAUUCAUAAAGAAUUAUUGUUAGCAAUGAACGACGAGGAAAUUAUAAAACAACGACUGCUGAUUGACGGCGAUGGCACAGGCGAAGACCGCAGGCUCAACAUGCUUUUGAAGCAGUUUCUGAAAUGGGCCAACUCCAAAAAUGAUUCCCCCGAAACCAACCAAAUAAUGUACGAUCGCCUUAUGGCGCAAUUGGCCCAAUGUCAAUUUGCUGCCAUGAAAAAUGUGCACACCCUAAAUAUGAUCAAGGAGGAGCAGGAAAACUACAGCAAACUGGCUGAAAAGCACAAGGAAAGCAUCGAAAUGGCCAAGGAGGAGAUUGAGGGCAGUAAGAAAGAGCUGAUCGUGGCCAAGGAAAUACGCAAGAAUAAAAUGGAGUACGAUUUGCUCGCCUCUCUUAUUGAGGAGCAACCGGAUCGCAAAGGCACCGAGAAACAAAUUGAAACCAUCAAAAAGGAGAUUGAUAAAUUGACGCAAAAGAAGCUAAAGAUGGAGCACAAAUUUGAGAAACGUCGCAACGAUUUCACUCUACUCAUGUACACAAUACAUGAAUUGGAGCAGCAACUAGAAGAUGGAAACAGUUCAGGAUCGUCGUCAUCGUCCAGUGAAAGCGAUGCCGCAUCCGUAAACAAUGACAAUAAUGGCAUCAUGGAGGUGAGCGACGAAGACGACGAUGAGCUCAACAGCAUGAGUCCCACCAAAUUUGAUAGCAAUCGUGGCAAUGUCAAAGAAAACUCGGCAUCUACAGAAAACUCCAAGGAACCCAUUUCCAUGUCUGUUGAUGAAGAUGCUGUGCUAGAGUUGAGCAUUGAGAAGGAUGAUCACGACGAAGUGGCUGUGGCCAGUUAAAUCAUGUACAAAACAAAACAAUUAAAAUACAACUUUAUAUAUUCAGUU
Drosophila nasuta is the source of this 948-nucleotide messenger RNA. It is a transcript of the gene thoc7, whose product is annotated as THO complex subunit 7. Gene Ontology annotation, biological process: mRNA export from nucleus; mRNA processing. Lineage: Eukaryota; Metazoa; Arthropoda; Insecta; Diptera; Drosophilidae. Bases 79 to 900 code for a protein of 273 amino acids. The record is from RefSeq and is a predicted model, not a curated record. Gene Ontology annotation, cellular component: THO complex part of transcription export complex. The transcript is spliced from 3 exons.